Messenger RNA from Pelobates cultripes (western spadefoot toad), 18384 nucleotides. The record is from the annotation of a GenBank genome assembly. Lineage: Eukaryota; Metazoa; Chordata; Amphibia; Anura; Pelobatidae.
AUGGGGCGUCAGAGCAAGAAAUGUAAGCCUGAUCGACCCCCUACAACAGGCGAUAUUGGUGAGUUGCUGUGUGUCAGGAUGGCGGACUGGUGCCUGGGACCCAGACACUGUCCAGGUGGCAGUGCGUGAACCUGGACCCAUGUAUGCCUGAUGUUCAGAGUAGGAGUCACAGUGUGGAGGUGGAUUAGCAGGGUCUGGUGCAGGGUAACCGCACGCCCCCUGGUUUUGAGCACCAGCGUUUGUGCAGCCACAUACCAGAACCCUGAUUCAGCUUAUGCGGAUCCCAGGAACUAGGAGCUUGGAAUUAAGCAGACCUCCCAGGAGCUGAAUAGGGAGGCUCUGCAGCAGGAGUGUAUCCAGUACUGAAGCAAGGCAAGACUAGAGAUAGGCACCAUACAUGAACCCAGAACUAGAGCAGGACAGAAAGCAGAACCCAUAACAUGCACACAAGACAUGAGGAAAACAAGAACAUAACAUGGGCAUGACUGGACAGGACUGUACAUGGACUGGGAUUACAAGACAAAGUAAAACAAGACAAGAGAUACAAGGUAAAACAAGAGGAGACAUAGCCAAGCACUAAAUUUGAAAAGUAUGGGGAUUUAGUUACAUUAUAUGAUCAUACAUUGCAUAAGCCUGCCAACAACGCCAAUGUACCCCAUGUCUGGCAGGUCCUACACUGCCUAAUGCAUGCUAAAACAACCAUACUAAACCACAAUAUAGCACUUACCUGUAAGAAAGGGCAGAGGCUUGAAACACUGCUGCAGGUCCAGGCUGAAACAAAAGGAAAGUGGAAACAAACGGGUGUGGCAACAUAAAACAAAUAUUUAAGUGAAUCCAACUCAGUGAAUGAACUCAGAAACCGAGCAAUAAAGAAAACCAAACAUAGACCAGAAAACCAGAAAAACCAAGAAAGGACAGCAAAAAGAGUACUAGAUACCAGAAGCCAUUGCUAGAAUGAUCCGCAGCGAGGAACAGGAUGUGACACUGUGGAGGAUGAACUCUUCGCAGAGACCUGUCAUGGUGACACUAUCAGAUGUACCCUUGCACGCUACCAGUGAGGAAUCCCUGAAUGGGAAGAUGGUUCUUGGAGCUCGGCUGGAAGACAGAAAUCCUUACCCACCGCCGAAGCAAACUUAAAAACCUCUGGUAAUAGAAGACACCUUGCAGGGUCUAUUGGAUGAGCUGUGCCGAAAUAUUGCGGCCGACAUUUGUCAGUUUUGGGAGAAGAUAAGCAGGUCUCUGCACGCCUCUACAGUUUGGAGCUGAAUACUGUAGCUCAUGAGACCCGCAUCUCUGACCUGGAGCAGAAUCUUGCCACUUCGCAGCAUACACAAACGCAAACCCAUGUCCGCAUCGCUGUACUAUAGGACAAGGGCGCUGGAAGAACAUUAAAGUCCGCGGCUUAAGUUUUGAAGUGGCUGAACUUCCAUACUUCUUCUGCAGGUUGCUAACUAUGCUAUUAUCGGCCAAUCAAGCUAAGACCAUGCCUCUGGUUGGCUGGUACCGCAUUCCAGGACCCACCACUGGAAGUCGGGCAGGGAUCUAAUCCUCCGCUUUCAACUAGGCCUAGAAGGAAUGCCCCUUAUGGCGGCUGUCCACAGCAGGUCGCCCCUUAAGUUCGAGGAGCAUACCCUCACCUUUCCCCCGGACUUAUCCAACACCACCAUGAACUGGCGUUGAUCCUUGAGACCGCUGACACAGUGCCGUACAAAUGUGGCAUGCCUCGUUUUUACUUAUACCUUGGGACUCGGGCACACUGAAGGUGUUCAGUUGGAUUGGCAACACUAUCCUCUGAGACCUCGUCCCCGACGAAGUCUACAACCUGGGAUCCGGAGUGGGUCACACCGGGGAGACCGCUUAUCCGGAACAGGUGCCCUAGUAGCACCAAGGGAUACUGUAGUUUAUUCUAAGUUCACUUGUAUCUGUAUUUGCUUUUGCAUUUGUUUAGAUUUUGUUUGAAUUGAUUGCAUUUGUCACUAUCUUGACUUAAGCAGUGCUACAUCGCAUACUUAUAUUUCAUACCACCUAUACACUGUCUAACAGACUGCUUGCUCUUUUUUGGUCAUACCGACGCCAUGAUUCCCUUCCCACUGCUAGCCAGCACUGAUAAGAAUAGUGUCAUGUUAUCAUUUAAGUGGGGUAACCAGUCUCCUCGAGUUUCCUAGAGGUACUGUACUCUUGAUUAUAUUAACAAUAACUGGGGAAAUAUACUGCUCCGUGCCCUUUCUUACCUUAGCUACCAUUUACCCACCUUAUUAUGGGCUUUGGAUGCAUGGUGUUUAGUUUGCCAUUAUAUCUCACAUAUUAUAAUAUAAAAUCCCACAGCCUUAACUACCCACUGGAAAUCUAUUCCGUGUACAGUAUUAUGUUGUUUAUGUUUACUGAACCCAACUUUUUAUGCUUACGGUAUUGUAUAUAGACCUGCUGACUGUGAAUAAAGAAAGAUUGAAAAAAAAUAAAAAUGUAUCAAGCCAGUUUACAAAAUAAUGCUGGGGCAAUUGUCUUUUACAGUCAAUGAACUUAAGUAAGAUUGGGUGAUGCAACAAAACAAUGACUCACAAUGUGUCAUUAGUUCAGUUAUAUUGUGUUUUUGUGUAAUUGUGACUUUGGUGAAGAUCAGACCACAUUUUAUGAGUAAUUAAUAUUACUUUUAAUAGCCUGCCCAGUGAAUGACUGCUUAGUGGCUUCAAUGUAAAAAAAACAAAAUACAACAACGUGUCAUUAGUUCAGUAAUAUUGUGUUUUUGUGUAAUUGUGACUUUGGUGAAGAUCACACCACUUUUUAUGAGUAAUUAAUACAGAAAUCCAGGUAAUUCCCAAGGAUUCGCAAACUUUUUCUACUAUAGAUUUGCAAAUUUACUUGCUGCACUUAGGACUCUUGUUUUCUGCCUAUUGUGUCCAUACAUUCUAUAAAUAUCAUUUUAUAUGCCACAGCACACAUUCACCAUUAUUCUUCUUAGCUGUCUUCUUUGCGACUGAAUAAAAAUUUUGCCAUGUGAUGAGAGAUUUUUCAGAUGAUGGAAAGUAAAAAGUAGACAAGAAUACGUGCAUAUAUAAUACAGUGGAUAUUGUCACUUGUUUAAAAAAAAAACAACAAAAAAACUUUUUAAAUAGUAUUAUCUGACUUGCUGCACUUCUAACUCUUGUUCAUUUUCCACUGUGUCCAUGAGUGCCUUGACAGCCUCUUCAAAGGCCGUGCCAAACAUUGUCUAUUUUUCUCGUCAAUCUUCUUCGAGUUGCAAGAAUGCCGAUUUCACCAUGCACUCGUGUCUUAGAAUUUAAUUGGAAAUGUAUUCUGCCAACUGGAAGUCCAUUGACAAAACUAAUGGCAAACAGAAUGGUCGUGUACUGUAUAUUUGUACAUUUGUAAAUAGUUUUGCAAGUUUGUAAUUAUGUUUUGGAAAGAUAAACGUGCACAAAAUAUACAUACAUGGAGUAUUACUUUGUUAAAAUGUUAAUAUGUUUUGUAUGGAAAAAGAGAGACACAAAGAAACUUCACCGGCCAUACUGUUUGUGUUUGUUGUUGUAACAAAGAUGAUCAUAUUUUAUAUAAAACUACAGGAUACUGUAUAAUAGCUACCAAUAAAAUAAAGCUGUCCACUGCAAUGCUUUCAUCUCAUACUUUCUUCAUGGGAUCGAAUGUUUACUGGUCAUCUGGUCAUGGUGUGUCUAUGUCUAAGAAAGAUAACAGAUUAGUGUUAACUCUAAUCUCAAUUACAGUCGAGUUAGCUCGUAAUAGAUCAAAAAGUAUCAUUCAGUGUAAGGAAUUGAGGAUAGUACUUUAUUUAGAGGUCUGCGGGGGUAGAUCAAGGAAGUCCAUCUAGUGAAACACAUGUUAAUAUAUUAGUAUUUAUUGCGAGACGUCUCUGAUCAUUCCAUAUAGAAUAUAUGUUGCAGUAUGGGUGGAUUUGUAUGGGUGGAUCCACUGUGUUAUGGGCAAAUGCAAAUAUUACAAGUUUUAGAAUGAAAUGUUGUAUUUCUUAAACUGUGUACUUUGUCUUUGUCUUCAAGGACAGUUUUAUUAUUUGCCGCUUGCAAGGAGUGUAGCAGAACUUGAUGUUGACAAUGUCCAAAACCGCUCCUCUUUGAUUAUCCUAAAUAUCUCCCACAAAGGUGUGAGUUUAAAAGAACAGUCCAAGAUUUGAACCACAUUGAUCUUUUCUCACAAGUGUAGAAUAAGUGAACAGUUCCACUGACAAUUCAUCAUAUGUGUGUUUUAUUCAAAGCAUAUUGGACAUUAAUUUGAAUUAGAAACACAUAUCCUGAAUUGAAGGGGCAGUGACAUAAAGCAUAAUGAGGAAUUUUAAGGGACACCUCAAUGAAUGUGGCUACUGGAAGAAGUGUAUUAAUAUGGGUUGAAAUAGUUGUUACCUCUUAAGGAUGUAGCUUGGGAAUGUCUCUUGGGCCCCAGCCCUCAUGCAUACAAAUUGAGAUGAACAGCUAAUCCAUAUGUGCAUUUAAAGGAAACAGGUGGAAUAAAUGGCCGUGGAGGUAUGGCUGGCAUGAUAAUAUGACAUGAUGAUACUUUGUGGAGGAUAUCUCAGAUUAAUAAAUAUCUUAUCACGUUGCCUGCAUAUUUCUUCUGAGCUGUCAAGUUAUAUUCCUCUAUACACAGAAUGUUAAUUCUCCCCAAAUUGAUCUGUUGUUCUAAUUUAAGCAGCACAUUGAAGUAUUUGUAUAGAAUAUAAUAGCCUUUGUGGUUAGGUGGUGCACCACUGGCUAGGGCAGAUUUUUUUUUUUUUUUUUAUAUUAAAAUAUGUUUUUAUUACAGUAAUUUCAAGUACAAUUGAGAAAACGUUGGAAAAAAAACAUACAAAAGAGUGAAAAAAAAUAAAAUAGCAAUAUAACAGGGGCAAUACCAUUAAGGCCAUCAGCCAUAAUACAACACAUUGAGGGAAGCAAACAGAAGUAAAUAAAUAACAGAACAUACAAUAGUUGCAGCUAUCUAUGAACUCUCAUUAUGGAACUAGCACUCCUGUAGCGUCCCAAAAUCCCGGUUUGCUUGGAUCCAUGAGCCCCAAGCCAUAUAAAAAGAUGAUGAUCAAAGGAAGCCUCCUUCCCAUUUAUGCACAUUCCUACUUGUCCCUUUAUUGUAGUAGAGCCUCGAAGCCUAGGAACUCCGUUGAGCAAGCAUGUUAAACUUGCGGCACGCAGGUCGCAUGCGGCCCACAAUGUAUAUAUUUGUGACCCACUUGUCCUGGGGCCACUUUGUGUUGUGGCUGCGACCAGCUGCAAGAAAGGAAAGAUAAUUCCUGUCUGAUUCUUGUCCUCCCUCCCACAGCCGAUCGUGUGCUCCCGCAAGCCACCCACUCCCCCUUCCCUCCUGCUCGCAGCGCCAGAGAAACGUCUAGCUUGCUCAAAGCGGCACUGUCAUGCCGAACUUACCUUUCCCCAAUCGAUUCCUCUUCUUUCCCUCUCUCAGGAUCUGUUCUUCAUUUCUUCUUGUCUGCUCUAGUUUUCUUUAAAACUUAAGAAAAAGUAGGGACUAUUUCUCUUAUGGAGGUUUCCUACGCAGUGACCAGCGGUGACCAGCGGAGGAGCAAAGUGUGCUUUGUUUCCGGUGGUCACAGCAAUUUUCCCACAAACCUUACCUUUCCUCCCUGUUCCCGUGAUGCUUCCUGUCACUUAGACAGGAUGCCAGCAAAACUGCCAAAUUGCGUUCUAACAGUUUCUCCAUUCGUGUUAGAACGCAAUUCAGGACUUUGUUCGUAUCGGAAUUUCAUUCGAAUGAAUGAAACUCCGAUCCUAUUCAUUGCCGCAGCUGCAUCUUGCAGCCGCUUAGUAGAUAACUCCCUAAUUCCCACGGUAUCAGGGAGUUAUCUACUAAAAGGCUGAAAGAAAUAAAUUGGUCUUUCAGCCACAUUUACUAAUACUAAGUAAAGAUUACUUAGUAUUAGUAAAUUCAGCCCCUACUCGCUAUACCGCGAGUAGGGGCAUGUCUGUUAAACAGUGAGCAGCCAGUGGCGGUUGGGGGCCCCCUAAAUAACAAUGAGGAGGGAGGACCUACUGUCCUCCCUCAUGGCCCCCACCCCUGCGUGGUGGGUGGGGGCAAUAAAUCACAAUGGGGGGGACCUAUUGUCCAUCCCCCCGCCCCCACCCGUGCGCAUCGGGUGGGGGCCCUAAAUAAGGAUAGGGGGAGGGAGGAGCUACUGUCUCACUCCCUCAAAUUAAUACAGUGCUCCCUCCCUAAAAUUAAUACACUGCCCACUCAAUCCCCAAUUUAAUACACUGCUCUCCUCCCCAAUUUAACUCACUACACAGGAAGGUCCCCCAAGCCCUUCUUGCCCUGCCUUAAAAUGAGCCGCCCAUCCUCCAGUUCCAGCUCUGCUCUUCUCUGCUUAAAGCGGCACUGUCAUGGCCGAAUCCUGUUUUUUGUUAACCCCCCUCCCGACUCCACUACAUCUAACUGAACCCUUAGUCACCCCCAAAUGCCCCUAAGCCCCCUAUAUUACCUAUUUUUAAUCUUUAUUUUCUGCCCUGAUCUAUAUUCAGGGCGCCGUUAUCUUUAUGUGGGUAGAUGAAGUCCCUGUGGGACACGUCAUCUGCCCACACUAGAUAGCACUGUGAGAUUCCCGCACAUGCCCAGUGAAACACUUGGGCAUGCGAACGGGAAUUUCAUCUAUUCAUUCAUUCGUCAGAAAGAUGAAUGAAUGAAUAGCAUUGUCAGACGAACAAACAAACACUGAAUAUCAGUUUUCGUUUAGUUUCGGGCAAUAUUAGUGAUAUUGCAGAAGGUCUUGAUGUUAAGAUAUGUCUUUUUGCUGAUGAUACUAAGAUAUGUAACAGGGUUGAUGUUACAGGAGAGAUAAACCAAAUGGCAAAUGAUUUAGGUAAACUAGAAAAAUGGUCAGAGUUGUGGCAGGUGACAUUUAAUGUGGAUAAGUGAAAGAUAAUGCAUCUUGGACAUAAAAACUCAAGGGCAGAGUACAGCAUAUUUGAUAGAGUCCUAACCUCAACAUCUGAUGAAAGGGAUUUAGGGGUAAUUAUUUCUGAUGACUUAAAGGACCACUAUAGGCACCCAGACCACUUCAGCUCAAUGAAGUGGUAGAGGUUAACAAUAAAGGAGUUUAAGCAUGCGUGGGAUAGGCAUAAGGCUAUCCUAGCUAUAAGAUAAGGCCAGAGACUAAUGAAAGUAUUUAGAAAAUUGGGCAGACUAGAUGGGCCGAAUGGUUCUUAUCUGCCGUCACAUUCUAUGUAAUGCAGUUAAGUCUCAGUAAGUAGCCAAGCAGCAUAUUUCAGGAAAAAAAGGCACAGCAACCACUAAAAUAUUUUUUAAAGAGAGUAUGCAGUUGCAAAAGACAUCAGGGAAACCAGUGAUACAUCAGCUCACUUGCCAAGAAGCUGUGAUGAUGGGCUUGGAGGAAGGGAUUCCUUGACCCAUAGCAGGCAGCUUUUUCAAAGGAUCAUGGAAUCAUAACAAGAACCGGGGAAGUGCAUGGAGAUGCGUGUUAAGAUAAAGUUGCUGUCAGGCACAUUGAUGCUGCGCUGCUCUUUUUUGUUGCAGAAGACCUGCACAUUUGCUGCUAGGAGGACCAGUUGAAAUUGUAUAAUGUCUUCAGCCCUUGGAAAGGGCUCAAUUGCAUAUAAUCCACACUUCACCUUUGCCAAGGUAGUCCUUGCUGUUGGAAAGGAGAUGUUCAUGCUGAUUUGCUGCAUCAUGGUUAGUGUGAUCUUCUUCAGAAUGUGGGAGAACACAGGCCAGGAAAUGUCCUGGUCCUUCCAAAUGUGUCUUGGGAGUACCCAGAUCCACAGAAAUGGAAGAUGCACAGCUGCCUCGCUGUUUGUAAAAUUGCUGUGAGGAUGAUAAUGUGUGGUCUCUCUGACCAGCCUGUAUCACUGCAGGAUUUUGGGUAGGAGUUGAGGAACUGCACCCUGGUCUGGUAUAUUAAAAGUUGGACUUGAGUCUUUGUUCAACCUAGGUUACUAUGUAACAAUAUCGGGGGUUUCCUUAUUCUAGUGUUACCUCUCCAUGACACAGCAGCAGCAUAGAAGCAAAAAGAUGGUCCCUGGUGGCCAAAAUAUGGGUUCUGACAGUGAACAUCUUUUUGUUACUGAAAAACAGUCCAUGGAUUUCACAAGCAAUCUAUCUAAUUUGCAUGAUAAAUCUGAAGAAAUCAUUGCAGGACAGGCUCAUCUAUAGGGGCAGUGCCCCACCAGUUUUUAUGUGGGGAAAAAUGUUAUUGGCCGUAGUUUAGAAACAAUAAGAUGGUGGUAAGAGGGGAGGGUGGUAAGCCCAAAAAUAUGGGAAUAAAUUAGUGUUUUUUUCAUUCUGUAUUAGGUUUCAGUUCUGUAACCCCCCACCCCCCAUCUCCCCCUUCAUUGUUAGCUGUUCUAAAAGCUUACUUGAGACCAUAUAGGCCUGUCAAACAAAUUGGGCGGGUUUGAUAUCUGCCCUGUUUCAGCUGGUUUUGCACAUGCCAAUUCUCCUAUAAGAAGGAAUUUCAGUAAUUUCCAUUGAGUUGCCAUUUGGGCAACAGAGCUUGCUGCCCAUGAGUGGAGGCAUGCAAUUGGCAUUUAGCGUUUGCAAUGGCUCAGAAUUAUACAAAGUGUAGUUCAACUUCAAGAACAUAUGAAGUGCACAAGGCUUGGUGCAUGGCACGGUUCUAUAGUGUUGCCAGUUUGAAUGUUUUACAUAUGUUUGUCUUCUCUUUAAUUAGACUGUGGCAUCAAAGAGAAGAAGCUCCCAGGUAGCAAGAAUACUGCUAGAUGGAAAAUCAAAGACAACUAGGGUAGGUGUUAAAUGUGCUCUCUUGUUAUGUCUAUUUUUUAAUUUUGUAUUUUUGCAGUGCAUAGGCUGAGUACAGACAAGCUAGACAGGGCCGGUGCUAGGAUUUUUGACUACACAGGCGAAGAUGCAUUUUGACCCCCUCCCUCCUCCCCCCCACAAAAAACCCAAUGCAUCUUCACCACUGUGUCUCGUAGCCCCCCCAUUUGAAUUUCUUACCCCCAUUAGUGUUGCAUAACCACUCUCUUGAAUGUCUUACCCCUUUGGCCCCUUUGUGCCUUACACCCCACUUAGUGUGUCUCCUACAACCCCUCUUAUGUAUUUCUUACUUCCCUGCCCGCUCCUUUCUGUCUCUUUCUGCCCCCCAGCCCUUAUCAAUCUCUCUUUUUCUCCCAUAUAGACAUAGAUACAGGCAAAAAUACAUACAUGCACAAAUAAACAAACAUACAGACACACAACCAUACAAGCACACAGACAUAAUUAUUCAGGCACACAGUCACAAAGAUAUACAGAAACACAGUCAUAAAAGGCACACAAUCAAACAAACACAGUCAUAUAAUCUACACAUACAGGUAGUACUUUGUCGUACAAACACAGACAUACAUUCAUACAGACACAGGCACACACAGAAAUAUAGACACAGACAUAGAAACAUAGAGAUAGGCAUAUAGAGACAUACAUACACAGUGAUACAGAGACAUGCAUAUGCAGAUAGUCAUAAAGAGACAUACAGACAAGGCAUACAGAGACAUACAUACACAGACAAACAAAGAACCCUGCACACUGAUACCGUGUAAAUGCUCCGGCCAUCCACAGUGGUGGAUGCUCCGUGUCAGGCGGACAUCGCUGGAUCCACCAGUAAAGUCUUCAAAAGGAAUAAACACAGGCAACACUCCAAUAGUAAGGAUGGUAUAUUUAUUGAUAGGUGAACCACCCAUAGAAAGUGUGACGUUUCGGCUCAGCAGAGCCUUAAUCAUGCAAUAAGGCGCUGCUGAGCCGAAACGUCGUACUUUCUUUGGGGUGGUUCACCUAUCAAUAAAUAUACCAUCCUUACUAUAGGAGUGUUGUCUGCGUUUAUUCCUUUUGAAUACAUACAUAGACAGUCAUACAGAGACAUACAGACUGUAUGUCUCAGUAUGACUGUCUGUGUAUGUAUAUCUGUGUAUGUACACAGGAUGGCUAAAAUAUAGAUCUCCAUCUGUCGUGCAACUUCAACAAUGCUUUGAAAGCUGGGGCUCUACCGAUUCCCCAUGCUUGCAGGAUUGUAUUUAGCAUGGAGCAGUAUUUGUGUGUUUAACUGUAAGCAUGUGUUUGUAUGGAGUAUGUUUGUGUGAAUGUAGGGGUGUGUUUGUAUGUAGUGUUUGCGUUUGAAUGCAAGCAUGCAUUUAUGUGUAGUGUUGGUUUUUGAAUGCAGGUGUGUGUUUAUAUAUAAUUUUGGUGUCUGAUACAGAGGUGUGUUUGUAUGUAGUGUUGACAUUUGAAUGCAGGUGUGUGUUUGUAUGUAGUGUUGAUGUUUGCAUGCAGAUGUUUAUUUGUGUGUAGUGUUGGUGUUUGAAUGCUGAGAUGUAUGCACAUAUACACAUACACUGCCACACACACACAUUCUGUGAUACACAUACACGAAGAUACACACACUGACCCACCUGCAGAUACGCAUAUUACAACCUGAUAUUACAAACUGAUACACAUUCAAAUAGACACACAGAUACAUACACAUAUACAGAUACACACAAACACUGACAGACAUACAGAUAAACACACACUGACAUACAGACACACUGACAGACACACAGAUACACACUGACAGACAUACAGAUACACACAUACACAAUGAUAAACAUACAGAUACACACACAGACACACUGACAGACACACUGACAGACAUAGACAGACACACAAACAGACACACUGACAGGCAGACAUACACACACACACACACACACAAAGACACACUAACAGACAGACAUACACACACACACUGACAGACAUAUAGAUACACACAGACACACUGACAGACAGACAUAUACAUACACAGACACACUGACAGACAGACAUACACACACAGACACUGACAGACAGACAUACAGGCACACUGACACACACACACACACACACACACACACACUGGUCAAUAUAUACACUUUUCUUGCCACUCUCCUGUUUCCUACUUUAUGGGUUCAGGAGGGUGGCUUAUCUGGGAUCCAGAGGGCUGCCUGAGGUAGUUGGGAGUUGGAUGAGCUAGUCCUGCCCAGCCCCCCUCCUCUCUGCCUUCUCCUGCUCUUGCUGCUCUAGUCUUCUUGGGAGGAAGUCCUCCAAUGCUGAUGAGAAGGAGGCCGGCGGUAGCUCCGCCCCUGCUGGGCGCCAGCCGCGCUGUGUGCUACAGAGGGAGCAGGGAUAUGACGCCAUCUUGGGAUUUUUAGAUGCACUGUGUGAUCUGCUCAGUGGAAUAGAACGCUGGUGUAGCUGACUGCUUUCCAGGGGGGGACCGGGAAAAUCCCCCGCCGGUCCAGAGUGGGGGGGGGGGGUUUGGAAAGUCGUGUUUAUAGAAGUUUAGUUUAGCGGGAGGAGAGCGGCCGUCUCUCCCCCGUUCUGACUCCAGUAAGCCUUAACCUGCCGCUGCGGUUCUCGAUGCCUCAGAGCAUUGAUGAAGGUAUCCACAAGUAGAGUAAGGUGCCCCCAGCAUGGGAUUGACCUUGAGCAGAGGUCUCCAAGUUGCCAGCCCGGGAUAUCACAGGGUAAUCAGCGUUUGCAGCAGGAGUUCGUGUGAUGCACUUCUUGCCUGCUUGCAGUCCAGGCUCCGCCCCGAACCAUUAUUUCGUACAUGCCUUCAAAUCUGUAAUAGAUUUAGAUUCUGGGAAGCGGACACAAAGGUAAUUUCAAAUGGCUAGACAUGUGCAAUUAGUUCCGGUCCAAAUGUGAAUUCGGACGAAUUUUGGGCAAUUCGGACAUUCGGGUACUUCCGACUGUCCGAAUAGAUGAAUUGCCGAAUUGUUGAAGUUAUGAAAUUUCCGAAUUUCCGAAGUGUCGAAGUUGCAGAAGUUGCUGAAGCACAGUGUUACGGCUCCCCCGGUAGGAGAGGGGUUACUGCCGUAGAGGACGUUACCUUACCGAAUGCAGAGGUAGCCACUGAGCGCUCCAAACUGCCGAACCGCAAUCACACGAACUCGUUGGUCUCCAAAAACAGCCGAAUAACAAUCACACGAAUCAGUCAGUCUCCCAAAUAGUCGAACAAGCAUAAUCCAUACGAAAAAUCCCCCCAAUGAUGAGACAAAGUACCGUAUUGAGGGUCAACAGGAAUCUCUUUUACUGAGGGCUACCUGCCUGGUAUUUAUGCAGGUCUCCCACCUGGUGGACACUCCCCUAGGGGACCAGAUGGGAGACUGUGACAAGGACAUUACAACAACCAAUCAGAGUGUUACACAUGUAGCCAUGCCCCUUUAAUUACCCAAGACCCUCUGCUCUGCCCGGGAGAUAAUUGUAAAGUAAUUCAAUUAUCUGCCUGGACGGAGACCAAAUGCCAUUUUAAAUUACUAUAACAAAAUGCAUAAAAAUAUAUAAAUUUACAAUAACUGGACAUAAUACAGGCAUUCAACGUGUCCCCAGAUAUCUGGGAUCUGAGCGUACAAAAGUACCGAAUAGCGCUCAGAUCCUAUGUACACAGUCCAAUCGCCGUGGAGUCAAAGUGUUCACAAAGUCUGUUCUCUAUACGAAUAGACUCCACGGAAUGGCUAUCGGGGGUAUGGCUUAUUCGUGGACAAAAUACCGAAUACAGGGAUUUUCGGGAGUUCUCUACCGAAGAAGAAGGGAGGUCGGCGGCUUCAGCGGUGUUCGGGCCAAAAGUGUCCGUUUUGAGUUCCAUGGGUUUACUGUCGAACACCGCUGAGCGUUUGCGGAUUUAAAAUGCCCCCGACCUCGUGUUCGGGAAACGAAUGGCGGCCACCCAGCUACAGGCAUCAAUUAAAAGGUGUCUGCGGUUAACCUCAACGUUCAAAUGGGGCCAAGAGGUUAACCAGCAGCACACUUCUCUACUGGGUGGCUGGCCGUUCGGGAGUUUUAUUCGGUAGUAAAAAAAAGGCAAUGGUAUAGAGUCCAAAUGAACGGGAAAACAUUAAUUAAACCAGUGAAUGAACGAUAAGUCUCUGUAAGUUCAAGACAGAGAGAUCUGUCACACACAGUAUUGCCUAAGAACUAAUAUACUUACCCAGUGGAAGAAUGUUUUAAAUAAAAAGUAUACAAACAUAGCCAGGAUUCAGCUGUAAGCAUUGGCAACACUUACAACAAUCAAGUAACAUACAUUCAUAUAAAAUGUAAGUUACUUAGCCAGUCGAUGUAAUGACAGGAAUGAAUAAGUAGAUAACUCCGUAAUUCCCACGGUAUUAGGGAGCUAUCUACUAAAAGGCUGAAAGACCUAAAUUGGUUUUUCAGCCAAAUUUACUAAUACUAAGUAAAGAUUACUUAGUAUUAGCAAAUUAUGCCCCUACUCGCUAUACCGCGAGUAGGGGCAUGUCUAUUAAACAGUGAGCGCUGUGUAAUUUGACUCAUAACUCUCUGAUUGGUGGAUUGAAAGUAACCAAUCAGAGAGUUAUGAGUCAAAUUACACAGCGUGGGAAAAUUUUCCCACGUUGUGUAAAAUGACACAGAGCACUCUGAUUGGUGGAUUUCAAGCCAACCAAUCAGAGUGCUGUGACAGGUAAAUGUAGAAACUUACCUGUCAGUCUCUUCAUUUAUCUAUCAGAGGACUAUGAUUGGAUGGCUUAAACCCACCAAUCAGAGUGCUCUGAGCCUAAUUGCAGGGCGGGACAAGGCUUUAUAAGCCUUCCCCCGCCCUGCAGAGCUCAGUCUGCACGGAGCCAUCCAUGGGUGAAGAAGGAUUUUUUUUUUUUUUUACGUGCACUGGUUAUUAUGGAUUUUUUAUUUGGCCUUUUUUGGGGCUGAAAAAAUAAGAUUUUAGAAGAAAGAAAACAUCAAAUGGUAAGUUUUUUUUUUACAGGUACUUAGUUAAUGGUCCCCCCGCAUUAUUUUUAGAGUGAGGGGGGUAGGUAGGGGCUAGUUUUUUUGGGGAGAGGAGUGACUAGGGGUUUGGGGACCCUAGUCACCUGGGGGAGGGGGGGUUAAUUUUUUAUUUAGGGCCAGGGGUGGGAGCCAGGGGGGAGGACAUUAGGUCCCUCCCCCUUAUUCUAAUUUAGGGCCCCCACCCACCGUUCAGGGGUGGGGGCCAGGGCAGAGGACAUUAGGUCCCCCCUUAUUAGUAUUCUGGGCUCCCACCCACUGCUCAGGGGUGGGGGCCAGGAGGGAGGACAUUAGGUCCCCCCCAUUCUAAUUUAGGGCCCCCACCCACCGUUCAGGGGUGGGGCCUAGGGGGAGGACAUUAGGCCCCCCCUUAUUAGUAUUUAGGACCCCCACCCACCGCUCAGGGAUGGGGGCCAGGGGAAGGACCUUAGGUCCCCCCCCUUAUUCUAAUUAUGGCCCCCACCCACCGCUCAGGGAUGGGGGCCAGGGGAAGGACCUUAGGUCCCCCCCUAUUCUAAUUUAGGGCCCCCACACACCGCUCAGGGGUGGGGGACAGGGAGGACAUUAGGUCCCCCUCCCUUAUUAGUAUUUAGGGCCCCCACCCACCACUCACGGGUGGGGGCCAGGGGGGAGAAAAUAGGUUCCCCCCAUCAUUUUACUUUAGGGCCCCCACCUGCCGCUCAGGGGUGGGGGCCAGGGGGGAGGACAUUAGGUAAUUUUUACUUAGUAUUAGUAAAUUUGGCUGAAAGACCAAUUUAGGUCUUUGAGCCUUUUGGUAGAUAACUCUCUAAUACUGUGGGAAUUAGGGAGUUAUCUACUAAGCGGCUGCAAGAGAAGUUCUGAGGUGUUGAAGUUGCCGAAUUUCCGAUGUCCCGAAUUGCAGAAGUCCCAAAUUUCAGAAUGCCGAACCGAACCGAACCGAAAAUUUUCCCCAUGCACAUGCCUACAAAUAGCCUCUCAGAACCUGCUGUACUUAUUUCAAGCUAUCCACGGGUCUUCUUCUUAUGUCUACUUAAUGUUUAUUGUGUUUAGCUAUGGUAUGCAUAGCAAUGGUGUACACACAGGAGGGGACAUGUGAGAGGGCGGUGCACCAGGCACCCUAUCCUGCCUGUAACUCUUUGUAGCAUGGAUUCACUGGACUGCAGUAUAGAAUUUUCCAUUAAAAAGUGUUCAGGUGAUUCUAGAAACAAUUACACUACAAAUAAAGUGCAAGUGCAGUGCUAAACAUUAACAUGACCCUCACAAUCACAGUACAUAACAAGGUAAACAAGCAUAUAUUGUAAAUGUCGCAAGUCAACGCAUGCAAUGGAGAACCUCUCAAAAUUGUGGAUGGUGUGCAGAAACAAACCUCCCUUCAGUUUCCAACCCAGGUGCUAGAGCAUUCUUCUGGACCAUGGAUAUGGUGAGAAAUAGCACUCUCUCCUCAAUUACUCAUAGAUAAAUUCAAAGACUUCCUCCCACCACUGCUGUGUCUCCUUCAUCCAGAUCCCUGAUGUAGGCAAGUCAGCGGUCAUCUUGGUUCACUCUUGUUAGGUCCAGGUUUUUGUCUACCCAGAGACCAUGUAGUAGGGUAGGCCUCUCUGAUGGGGACUGGGAUAACCUCCACUAUUUAUUUAUUUUGCACAGUUGUAGUGGCACUACACAGUUAUUCAAAUCCAGUGUCAUUAAAACAUGGCUCUAAUAGUAACUUUUUUAACUUGACUUUUAAGGUUAUUCCAAGGAAACAUUCAUCCAAUUGUGGUUUCUGAUUUACAAUAUGAGAAAAGCUUGUUAGAUCUUUUCAAAUAAGUUUAAUCAUUCUGUUGUCAUUUUCAAAUUCCUUUUCAAAAGAUGUGCUGAGAGACUCACAACCAGUUGACUUUGAAAGAUCACCACACCAAACCGUCAGACAUCUAUGAAAUAUAUAUGUAGGCACCAAGUGGUGACCUGGCAAAGGUUUGACUCUAAAGUGAGUCUAUGUCAGUCCUUCCCAAAUUCCUGGUUUGAUUGUAUAACUGUAUUACUUUUACUUUAUUGCAUUAUUUGUAUGUGUACUAUUACUUUAAUAUUUGUUUCAACAAAUCUGUUGUAUCUUUGUUUUUUGUAUAGAGAAUCCAAAUGCUUGAAGAAAUGAUUAAACCGUUUAGAGUUCAACCAUGCUUCAUGAAUGACCCAAUCAUUAAAAGCCAAGAUCUUCUUGAAAGAACACCUGCUUUAAAAAAGGGUCCUCGGGACAUUGAAAAUACUGUCUGGUGCACAUGUCAAAACUGCUGUGUGGUGGAAAUGGAGGAUGAGCACGGAUGCUGUCAUGGGGUGUCUAGUUUAAGGUUACUUUUGAACGAAGAUAAAGUUUGCAUUACCAGCCACCCAUUCUUCCAGGAGAUGUGUUUGGACCAUGAUCGACUCGACUUCCUCUAUCGUUUCUGGGGCCAGACAUCAAAAAAAGAGGAAGUUCUCAAUUAUAUACAGUAAGUCGUAAAGUAUUUUGCAAUUGUUUCUGUUUUGUUUUGUUUUUGUGUACAUUAAGGCCCUUAUAUCAAAAUGAGCUAAUUCAUUUCAUUAGUGGUUUAAAAUCUCAGCAAAUGAACUGUAGGUGUGAUGUUUGAUUUGUGGAGAUUGGAAAUAUUCCCUCUGUUAAUUGUUGAAUUGAGUAAAGUCAUCAACAAUUGAAUUGAUAAUCUUGUUAUCUUGUCCUAGGAGAAGCAAUAAAUUAUAAAUGGUAAUGUGUAAAGAUACAUUGUUUCUGUCUGUUGUAAUGAGUGAGUUGUUUACAAAAGAAGAAUGCACCAAGACAUCCUGAUUUAUUCAUGCUGUGCUAUCAUUCUUUAUUGAAUAGUAUGAUCUUAUAUCCUGUUUAUGUCUUACAAUGUACCCCAGUAUUUAGGAACACUGGUUAGAAUACUCUCUGAUUUGCUGGUUGGUUCGUCAAUGACUGUUAAUCAAUGUGUCAACACAGCUGCUCAUGUACAUGUGGCUGCCCCGACCCCAUAUUCCUAUUUUUAUUUAGUUUUCAGUAAUUAGUAGAUAUAAUAUACAUUGACAGGGCACAUGCUGACCAGUAUGUUUAUAUGUAGGAGGCCUACAGAUCUACUUGAAAAAUUAGAAACACAUAGUUAUAAGAAACUGUGUGCAAUGCAACAGGGAUCCCUCAUAGCCUACGCAGUGAAGUAGUUAUAUUGCUUGGGAUGGAAUUGUCUGUUCAUUCGUAGUGUAGGUUAAUAGUUUUAUUCCUUACAAAGAGAACAUAUACGUCCUGGUAGUGAAUAAAAAACACCACCACGACGUACGAACAGUGGGUUAACAGGGUAGCAGAAAGGCAUAACCCUACACAUACUAAUUAGAGAACAAAAAGAAAAGAGGGAGGAUCCUCCCGAAACUAAACGAGCGGAAUCCUCCCACUAUAGCUACCCCGAAAUAUAUAGAUAAAUAAGUGAGCUGGUAGGCGAAGGUACUGCCCCACCGGGAUACCCUUCAGGGGUCGUGGGUGGUAGCUCCUCCAAUGUAGGAGGGAAUUAGUAGCUGUUUGUUUACUAAAUAAGGUUGAUUGGAAUGUGCCAUCAUCCUUAAUACUAAUCGUUACAUCUAAAAAAGUGCGCAGACUUUUUUGGAUGCACACGGCCACCGUAAUACUCCCAAUUCGAAUUGGGAAAGUGAGGAAACUCUUCUAUUGGCGGACUGAGUUUUAGUACACCGCUGGAAUCAAUUAGAGGAGGAGGGAAUCCCUUUAUAAUAGGUGAAGGUGAGCAGGGUUUUUUUGCUUUACUUUAUGCCCUUGAGAAAGGCGGUCUGUCCGCCGAAACGCACGUUGGGCUAUUAGCGAUAUUAGUUAUUAGUACCUUGGUUCACCUUAUAUUUAUUUAUUUUAUUUUAGUGCUGUGCCCUGUUGCUGUAGCGAGUAGCCGGUCUCUAUGGUGCAUUAUAGAAUUGGGGAUACUUAGAGUGGAAGUGUUUCCUCUCUUUCUCUGAGGACCUUACUGGGGACUUCUUUCCCCUCUUUAUUUUUCCAUAUGUAUUCUCUCCUCUGUCCUUUCGAUUUCCCUGAUAUAUGGUAGAAUCUUAGGACAUUUAUAUAUCAUAUCGUUAUUUGCAGUAGGCCAUAGCAUUUAUCUAUCAUCCACAGUAUUUAUUGUGAGGAUAGCAUGAUACAUCGUUUCCAUUAUUCAUUACUAUAUUUGAUACAUUUUUGGUAACUUUGUCUCAGGGCCCAUAUUGAUUGACUGAUUAGUGGAUGAUUGUGGGUAUUUUUUCAAGGUACAAUACUACUGUCAUGCUGUCCUUUUCUUUGGGACAUUUAAACACAUAUUCGUUAUACUUUAUUCAAUUUACUCUGGUUAUACCAGCUCACUUAUUUAUCUAUAUAUUUCGGGGUAGCUAUAGUGGGAGGAUUCCGCUCGUUUAGUUUCGGGAGGAUCCUCCCUCUUUUCUUUUUGUUCUCUAAUUAGUUUUAUUCCUUAUCUAACAUUACCAUAAAUGUUUUGCAGCAAGCUCAGAAGAACCGCAUAUAGGGCCUUCAUGGUUUGGGCACAUGGUUUCUUGGACCGUCGCAACCCUAAACCUAUCCCGGCAUGUGUGGUCAGCACCGUAAGAGCUUCUUUGCCAUACCCAGAAGAGCUAAAUGUUGGUUUUAUGAAGAUGUAUGAUUAUCCAGCGGCUAUAAUGGCUUUGGGCUAA